CCCCAAUUCCGGCGCUAACUAGCCCUUCCCUGUCAGCUCAAAUUCUACUGCACGGCUAAACCUUCACCCCCACUACCGUAUCUACAGUACACAGAGUAGGUAGAUACACAGAGUACGCCACAUCCACAACCUCCACCCCGCCGCGAUCAUUACAAUGCUGGCCCUCCCUCGCCUCCGCUUCCUCCUGCCGCCCGCCGUGCGCGCAUUCACACUGUCGGCCGCCAGCUUCGCCGGCGGGCCGCGACUACCCCCGCGGAUGAUACUCGACGAAGCAGACUUCACCGAGGUGUUCCUGAAGGGCAGCGGCCCCGGCGGGCAAAAAAUCAACAAGACCUCCUCGGCGGUGCAACUGAUCCACAAGCCUACCGGUAUUGUCGUAAAGUCGCAGGAGACGCGGUCUCGCUCACAGAACCGGAAGAUAGCGCGGCAGCUGCUGGCGGAGAAGGUGGAGCACGCGCUGAUGGGCGACGAGUCGCGCGUGUCGAAGAAGUGGCAGAUCGAGAGUGCCAAGCGCGCCAGCUCCAUGAAGAAGAGCGCCCGCAAGUACCGCAAGCUCGACGCGCAGAAGGAGAAGGUCGAGCUGCUGAAGGAUGAGUGGCAGCGGUAUAUCGACUCAAGGAAGAAGCUCGGCCUCGAGAUCCCCGUGGAUGCCCACCUGGGUCCCAAGUUGCCCGAGGGAGGGACGAAGUACUUCAGGAAGGGGAGUAAGACCCAGCUGGAGUGGCCGGAUGAGGAACCGAAGAUUAGGAGGCUCAUAAGGGAUAGUAAUGGCAACAAGGUGGAUUUCAUCAUAGAUGAUGAGAAGCUGGUCAUGGAGUCGGACAUUAUCGGGCCAAAGAGGGAAAGGUUGACGAUUAAUGCCAAGGCGGUCAAGGCCUCCGAUUGGAUGUGGGAGAUGCCGGGCAUAGUCGAGGUCGCCUUGCAGCAUCAGGAUGAUUAUCCGAAGAAUGUGGUACAGAGUGGCGCUAAGGAUGAAGUCGCCCUCAUGUACCGUGGGAUGUCCGGGUUCGACUAUGUCAGGGAGGAGGAAAAGCAGGAGAGGCUAGCUAUGCUCAAGGCAGCGACGGAAGUGGCAGUGGAAGCAGACAAGGCGAAGAAGGAUAUGAAGGCGCCGCCCAAGGUAUUGGAAAAGAAUACAAGCCUAUCGGAGGAGCGCAGUCUUAGACGGAGCGCAGUCUGAGACGAGAUAGAGAAGGGAAAUCGGGCCCAGGAAGGAGAUUCGAGGAAACGAAGGAGAUGGAGAAGUUGGAGACAGUUGGAGAAGCAUCUCGAGGCUAAGAAACAGUAGACACACAUAACUGUGUAUGUAUUAUAGUAGGCGUUAAAUACCACCAUAGAUAAACAUCAAAUUCAGACGCCCAUCUGCGGACCGCAAUUUAAUAAUAAUGUCCCUCCCCUGGUCUUCCUCCACGGCCUCUGUAU
This is a messenger RNA of Tricharina praecox, 1422 nucleotides long. Its product is annotated as RF-1 domain-containing protein. Bases 155 to 1180 code for a protein of 341 amino acids. Gene Ontology annotation, biological process: translational termination. Lineage: Eukaryota; Fungi; Ascomycota; Pezizomycetes; Pezizales; Pyronemataceae. The transcript is spliced from 2 exons. Gene Ontology annotation, cellular component: mitochondrion. Gene Ontology annotation, molecular function: translation release factor activity. The record is from RefSeq and is a predicted model, not a curated record.